GAGAGCUGUCGCGUGCGUUCAUUUAUUAAAUCACGUUAGCUAAAAGAAAGCCUUUGGAUUUAUUUCCUUGUUUAUUUAUUCAUCGUUUCAAGUAUUGCGCUUAUGAAGAGAGGACACUCCGAAAACUUGAAAAGGAUUCUGCUAAAGGACAUUUGUUGAGCAGUGUUGUAUGGUGGAUGACGAUCUCAGCAAUUGAGUAAUUCUCUUUCGGCCCUGAUCUGAAAUUGAAUUCGCCAUUCCCAGGAUUUACAAGAAUGUCCUAUAUGGUGGUUCGUAAACUCUUUUUGCAGUGCUUUUUGAACUAUGGGUGCUUUUAAUUUUUAAAAGGGAAAAGGUUAAGCUCUAUGGAUCACUCCUUCCCGGAACAAAUUAUUCAAACAUGGUAAAACUUGCAAACCCCUUGUACACGGAGUGGAUUCUUGAAGCAAUACAGAAGAUCAAAAGGCAAAAGCAGAGGCCUUCGGAAGAGAGAAUUUGCCAUGCCGUGUCUGGAUUGCGUGGACUAGACAGAAAAACUGUCCUUGAGCAGUUGGAAUUAAGUGUUCACGAUGGCUCCAUCCUGAAGGUUACAAAUAAGGGGAGUGCAUCGUACAAAGACCCUGAGAACCCGGGCCGAAGUUCAUCUCUGAAAUCUGGAGGCUUUUCUCUGUCUCUAAAGGGAUCUUCGUGGGGCUCAAGCGACCUGCGUCAUGUAGAUUGGAAUAAGAUUCUCAAACGAGCCAUCGAAGGCCUGGACGAUCCCGGUGGCUCCUCCCUGAGGAACAUUGAGAGGUUCCUCCGGAACCAGGAUGACCUGUCGAACAUCGUCGGCAACCCCAUGUUCCAGCGGCGGCUGCGGCUGGCAGCCAAGCGGGCUGUCAAUAACGGGAGGCUGCUGAAGAACGGGCCUCUUUACAGAAUGAACUACGGAAGUGCGGAGGGAAGGGGAUCUUCCAGAUGCAUCAGUGCUUCCCCGUUGCUCCUGCCACGUGUUACGCUUCUUCCACAUGAGAGAGACCAGCCCCGCGCUGACCCCAUCCCCAUAUGCAGCUUCUGUCUGGGAACGAAGGAGUCCAACCGGGACAAGAGGCCGGAGGAGCUGCUGUCGUGUGCAGACUGCGGGAGCAGCGGACAUCCGUCGUGUCUGAAGUUCUCCCCUGAUUUGACGGCAAACGUCAAGGCACUACGGUGGCAGUGCAUUGAAUGCAAGACGUGUAGCUCCUGUCGCAUCCAGGGGAAGAACGCGGAUGAUAUGCUUUUCUGCGAUUCUUGUGACCGGGGGUUCCAUAUGGAGUGCUGUGACCCUCCGCUUUCGCGAAUGCCAAAAGGAAUGUGGAUCUGCCAAGUCUGUAGGCCAAAGGAGAAGGAGCGGGGGAAAGGACUACUGCACAAGAGAGCCGCCCAGAUCAAAAGACGAUAUGCAAAGCCAAUGGGAAGACCCAAAAAUAAGCUAAAGCAACAAACCAUGUCUGUAACCAGCGGAGACGGUUCCAUGAUAGCACUGCCGGGAAGGGGGGCACCUGGUAGGGGUCAAAAGAUUACAGUCUGUACCACACCUUCAUCUGGUCAUGCUGCAUCUGUGAAGGCCGCGAGGAGCGGAUUGGCUGUUACAGACCCCCGUUGGGCGGGUGACGCCACCAAAUUCACCACCACCACCUCCUCCUCCUCCUCCACCACCACCACCUCUUCCUCCUCCUCCUCUUUCACGUCUACACCCACCUCCUCCAAACUUACCGUUAACAAGAAAACCAAAGGUCUCAUUGACGGGCUUUCCAAAUUUUUCACCCCCUCCCCCGUCGGCCGCCGGUGGCGCGCCGGCACGGUAGACCCCUCAAAGCAGCGGCGGCCGAGGAAGCGGGGGCUCCAGAAAGCGCCACGCGCCCCCCAUUCCUGCCCGGCGGCUCAAACGCUAACCACUCCCCUCUGUCCCCUCCCGCCCCCUCCUCCAUUGUGCGGACUGAGCCCCCCGUCGCAGAAAUCCAACAAUUCCACCUCUGCUAACUCCCCCCAGAGCUCUUCCAGCCAGUCUAGCGUGCCCUCCCUUAGCAGCCUGUCCAAUAACAACCAGCUUAAGGGACUUUUCGACGGACUGUCGCAUAUCUAUGCCACUCAGGGACAAUCUCGGAAAAAGGGACUCCCUAGUUAUGCACCGCCUAAGCGCAUGCGUCGUAAGCCGGAUUUGUCUUCCACGUCCAAAUCUUGCCCCCAGCUCCACGGGAAGAAAGAGAUUAAAAAUAGGCUAGCCUCCCACCCCUCCCCCUCCGGGUGGGGCAUUCCGAGAGGACGGCCCUUUAAGGCAGUGGCCCAUUUCAGACGCACGCCCUUCCUCAAAAAGCACAGGAUUCUAGGCAGGUUAAAAUAUAGAGUGACCCAUCAGAAGGGUACCCCCUCACCAGGGAAAGGGGGCUUGGCAGACGGAAGAAUUAAACCCGAGCACGACCAUGCAGAGAACGAAGGCGCAAAGCACGCCAAGAAGGACAUUCAAGAUGGGAUUGUGGCCAUUUCAAAGGAGCAUGUCUUGCAGGAAGACGUGGAAGUCUUUAAGCAUGUCCAGGAGCUCUCCUUGCAGAAAACCGGAUGCAUAAACAGUGCAGAUUCCGGGCGCUACCCAGCGGUCAUUGAGUUUGGGAAGUAUGAAAUCCACACCUGGUAUUCCUCGCCUUACCCGCCUGAGUACUCCAGAUUGCAAAAGCUUUAUCUCUGCGAGUUCUGUCUGAAGUACAUGAGAAGCCGGAAUAUUCUCCAGCGGCAUUCAAAGAAGUGCGGCUGGUUUCACCCUCCGGCGAAUGAGAUCUACAGGAAGGCUGACCUCUCUGUGUUUGAGGUCGAUGGAAAUGUCAGCAAAAUAUUCUGCCAAAACCUCUGCUUGUUAGCCAAGCUGUUUCUGGACCACAAGACCCUGUACUAUGAUGUGGAGCCUUUCCUGUUCUACAUCCUAACAAAGAAUGAUGACAAGGGCUGCCAUCUUGUAGGGUACUUCUCGAAGGAAAAGCUUUGCCAGCAGAAGUACAAUGUCUCCUGCAUAAUGAUUAUGCCUCAGUACCAAAGGCAAGGAUUUGGGAGGUUUCUUAUUGAUUUCAGUUAUCUGCUCUCCAGGCAAGAAGGACAGGCCGGCUCCCCGGAGAAGCCGCUGUCAGAUCUGGGUCGGUUAUCCUACGCGGCCUAUUGGAAAAGUGUCAUCCUGGAGUACCUUCAUAAGCAUCCCGACAAACACGUCAGCAUUAAGGGAAUGAGCAGGGCCACGGGGAUGUGUCCGCACGACAUCGCCAGCGCUCUCCAGCAGCUCAGCAUGAUCGACAGGCAGGAUGGCAGGUUUGUGAUCGUCCGGAGGGACAGGCUGAUCCAGAAGCACACGGAGAGGCUGCAGUCGAACCCGAGGCGGAACGAGGUGGACCCAGACUGCCUGCGCUGGUCGCCCAUCAUGGCCCUCAACGCCGUGCUGUCCGAGGAGGAGCGCGAGGCCGAGAUGGAUGCCGAGCGUCUGAUGGAGCAGGCCAGCUGCUGGGAAAAGGAGGAGCGGGAGGGCUACAUGUUGAGCCAAAAUGGCCGCCAGCCCCACACCAAGGUCCACUGCAAGAACCCGUACAGGAGGUCCCCGCUGAUGGAGAGGGCGGCCCAGGAGAGCGAAGACUUCAGCGAGGAGGACGACGACGACGACGACAACUACCACAGCUCGCCCCCCAUCCUGACCAAAGCCCAGGGAAUGCUGGGUGUCAAACGAAAGAGAACCGUGGUUCUGAGGAGGAAGAGAGGCAGGAAGAGGAAGAGGAUCAACAGCAGCGUCACCACGGAAACCAUCUCGGAAACCACGGAGGUGCUGAACGAGCCCUUCGACCACUCCGAGGAGGAGGAAGAGGAGGACGAGCGGCCCAUGCCUCUGCUGGAGCGCACCUGCAGGAUGGGCGAGACCGAGGAUGAGGAGGAGGAGGAGGAUGAAGAGGAAGAGGUUGAGCGUAGCCCUGUGCCGGUGAAGAGGCGCCGUGGCCGCCAGAGGGUGGUGAAAGACGAGGAGGACACCGACAAUCGCAGACGCGGAGCGAAGGACGCUACGGAUGAGAAAAUAAAAGCCUCCUUCGGGCUCCAGAAGAAGACGGACAAUCCCCGGCCCGUGAAGCGGAAGAAGGGCUGGCCCAAAGGCGUGAAGCGCGGCCCGCCAAAAUGGCGGCUGAAGAAGGAGCGCAAAAUGGGCUUCAAGCUCAACCUCUACACCCCGCCCGAGACCCCUCUGGAGGCCGACCACCAGAUCCCGGCCGAGGAGCCGCAGGAGGGCCAGGAGAAGGCCCCCGCCAUCACCGAGGAGGACAGCGAGGCCGGCAGGGACCCGGAGCCCCUGGAGGAUGAGCUGGACCAGCUCCUCUCCGAGUCCCAGAGCCCCGUCGAGCCCCCGGCCAGGAAGCGGGACGAGCUCUUCCACAAGCUGGGGUCCCCCGACGACUCCUUCAGCCACGAGGAGAGCCAGGACCCCGAGGCCCCGGACCCUGCCGAGGAGGAAGAAGAGGAAGAGGAGGAGGAGGAGGAGGAGGAAGAAGAGGAGGAUGAGCGGGAGGACAAGGAAACGGCCUGCGAGGAAAAGGGGCACGGAGGGGGACUGGUGGAGCAGGAAGAGGAGGAGGAAGAGGAGGAAGAGCCGGUGCACGUGGAGGACCAUGACGCAGACGACGAAGACGAGGGCCACGCUGACGUUUCGGAGCCCGUGAAGGCCGGGGGGCCGGACGAGCCCCCGGAGGACAAGCCCGACGACCCGGUGGCUUUUUUAGACCUGGACGGCCCCGGCGAGCGAGAGGCCAGCCCCGCAGACCCCGUGCCCAGCCAGGCGGGACCGUUCGCCCCCGACGCCCCCACGCACGCCCCCGAGUGCCCCGCUGACACGGGCCGGCCCGACGAGUCCGAGUCCGACGAGGAGAACGUCCCGGGCCUCCUCCAGAAGGAGGCGCAACCCCCCAGCCCCGUGGAGAAGGAGGAGCGGCCGCUCUGCCCGGAGAUGGACACGGAGACGGUGCAGGCCGUGCAGUCGCUCACCCAGGAGGCCGAGCAGGAGGCCGGCUUCCAGGACUGCGCGGAGACGCAGGAGGCCUGCCGCAGCCUGCAGAGCUAUGCCCACCUGGACCAGAGCCCCCCCAUGGCCCCUCUGGACGACUGCCCGCAGUCGGACCACAGCAGCCCGCUGUCGUCCGUGCACUCGCACCCCAGCCAGUCGGUGCGGUCGGUGAGCAGCCCCGGUGUGUCGGUGCUGGAGAGCGGCUACGCGCAGAUCAGCCCGGGCCAGACCGCCAUCUCGGUCCCCUCGCUCCACAACAUGGAGACCUCGCCCAUGAUGGACGUGCCCUCGGUGUCGGACCACUCCCAGCAGGUGGUGGACAGCGGCUUCAGCGACCUGGGCAGCAUCGAGAGCACCACGGAGAACUACGAGAACCCCAGCAGCUACGACUCGGCGCUGGGCGGCAGCAUCUGCGGGCCGGGCUCGUCCCAGAACAGCUGCUCCUACAGCGGCCUUGCGCAGAGCAGCUGCGCCGUCACCCAGCAGAUGGCCAACGUCACCGGGGGCUGCGGCCUGCUGCAGCAGGGAGGCCUGAGCUCGCCGCAGAACUGCGGCGUCAAGUCCCCUCAGGGCUGCGUGGCGGAGAGGCCUCCCAGCAUCGGACAGCACGGCCCCGGGCCCCAGCACCAACACCAGCACCCUCACCCUCACCCUCACCCUCACCCUCACCCUCACCCACACCCCCACCCCCACCCCCACCCACACCCACACCAGCACCCCCACCCCCACCCCCACCCGCAGCACCAGCAGCAGCAGCUGGCCCAGUGCGCCAUGCCCGCCAACUUCUCCUCACCCAUGCAGCUGGCCGACAUCCCCGAGUCGGGCAACCCCAACCUGGGCAUCUACGAGCGCAUGAGCCAGGGCGAGUACGGGGGCGGCGGGGGCCCCUACUCCCAGCCCUCGGCCACCUUCAGCCUGGCCAAGCUGCAGCAGCUCACCAACACCCUGAUGGAGCACCCUCUGCCCUUCAACCACUCGCCCUCGCACCCCAUCACGUCCUACGCCAACGGCGUGUCGCUGCCCUCCCAGCUGGGCGGCUCGGGCCUGGUGUCUCUGCCCCAGUCCGCGCACGGCGUUCCCGGGGGCCCGCAGACGCAGGCCACCAUGACGCCGCCCCCCAACCUCACCCCGCCCCCCAUGAUGCUGCAGCGCAACAUGGCCGCCCCCGGCAUGGGCCUGCCGCCCUCACAGAGGCUGCAGACGCAGAUGGCCGCCAAGAGCCACGUCUCCAUGAGGGCCAAGUCCGCGCCGCUGUCCCACCACCAGCAGCAGGUGUACGGGCGGGGCCCCCAGGCCGUCCCCAUGCAGGCCCCCGCCCGGGCCCUGGCCAUGCCACGCAUGAACAUGGGCGUCAACCUGAUGCCCGCGCCCGCCUACAACGUCAACUCCAUGAACAUGAACAUAGCGCCGCUCAACCCCAUGAACACCUACCGCAUGAGCCAGCCCAUGAUGAACAGCGGCUACCACGGCAACCACGCCGCCUACAUGAACCAGUCCCAGCAGUACUCUAUGCAGAUGGGGAUGAUGGGCACACAGCCGUACGGCCAGCAGAGCAUGCAGGCUCCGCCCCACGGCAACAUGAUGUACACCCCGGCCGGUCACCACGGCUACAUGAACACGGGCAUGUCCAAGCAGUCCCUGAACGGGCCGUUUAUGAGGCGCUGAGCUCGCCACCGACGUGCGUAUCGCCUGGAAAACGCACACAUUUUUCUUUUCUUUUUUCUUUAUUUUUAUUUUUUGCCUGGAAUACUUUCCCUUUUGUUUGUCUAUACUUGUUCUGUUUCCGUUCCUUUUUGAGAAACCAGCACUUGGUAAGAAUGCAAAAAAGAAAAAAAAAAUUUUUUUUUUUGGAGCAAGAAAAUUUGAGCUUUUUUCCCAAUAACGGGAAGCCUUACGUCAUGAAAACAAAGAUUUACUCGAUUAAUGUUAAUCUCCAGUAACGAGUGCAGUCCGUUAUCCUGAGCUACGGUCAGAUCAGACUCGAGCUCUGGGACUGCAGUGUAGUAGCAGCCUAUCCAAUGGAGCCAUUUAAUGUGCCUGCUGCAGCUAUCCAAUUGGACAUUAGAGCCUUUUCAGUGUACCUGUCCAACAGAACUGAAAUCUAGUUUGUACUAUACUUAUGCCUUUGUAUAUUUAAAUUAUUGUACAAUUUUGUUUUAUUUUUUUGUAAAGUGACACUGAGCAUGCUAUGAUGUCUUUGUUAGUGACAGUGCAUUAAGUAGUACUGUACAAGUGUUGUGCUUAAUAGCAAGCCAUUUUAAAACUGUAUGGCCUUCAUUAGGGUUCCCUGUAAUGGGAGAAAGAUUAAACUCUAUUUUUGUUAAUUCUAAUACUGUAAAAAUUGUAAACUUAGUCCUGUUUCAGUUGUUAAGUCUGAAAGGUUUUAUUGCGAAAUGUGUAUAAUUCUGAACUUUUUGUAUCAAAUUUCCUUAAAUGAGGCAGCUUUCUGUUUUAUAAUGCAGACUGAUUUCUGUCUAAAUGAUGAAGCAUAUUGUAUCUGUGUUUGUACCCAAACAAUUCUAAAACAUUUCAAAAAGUGCUUGUCCAGAAAUGUGGCAGAAUUUAAAAAGUUAAUAAUAAUAAUAAUAAUAAUAAUAAUAAAUAAUAAUAAUAAUAAUAAUAAAACAUGCGUAAAUUAGUCCAAAGUUGCUAUUUUAUGAAAAUGACUUUAAAUUUACACUUUCAUUCCAUCUGUAGAUUUGUUUUCUAUCUUUAUAAAACGUUGGAUUUAUAUUUUACAAAAGUGUAGAGCAGUAGCCUGUGAAUAGACCAAACUAAGCUAACAAAUUGCAUGUAAAAAGCAAAUUGUAUUUGUGUCUGUUUAUAUUGCUUUUUUGUAGCCUUUGUACUUGUACAGAGUGGCUGGUAGGAAAGAGGGGAAACCUGGCUAUGUGUACAAAAUAGGACAGAAUGACAGUCUUGUAUUUAUGAGUUAUCUUCUUAGUCAGUCACUUAAAAAUGCUGUACAUUUUAGCCUAAAAUAAAUUAUGAUGAACCAUA
Molecule: messenger RNA, 8017 nt
Organism: Conger conger (European conger)
Lineage: Eukaryota; Metazoa; Chordata; Actinopteri; Anguilliformes; Congridae
Product: histone acetyltransferase KAT6B-like
Exons: 17
Coding region: 380-6682 (2100 amino acids)
Biological process (GO): nucleosome assembly; regulation of DNA-templated transcription
Cellular component (GO): nucleosome; MOZ/MORF histone acetyltransferase complex
Molecular function (GO): DNA binding; histone acetyltransferase activity
Source: RefSeq, a predicted model, not a curated record